Bufo bufo (common toad) is the source of this 1868-nucleotide messenger RNA. RefSeq names its product RGP1 homolog, RAB6A GEF complex partner 1 (gene RGP1). The record is from RefSeq and is a predicted model, not a curated record. Lineage: Eukaryota; Metazoa; Chordata; Amphibia; Anura; Bufonidae. Gene Ontology annotation, biological process: retrograde transport, endosome to Golgi. The coding region runs from base 135 to 1298 and encodes 387 amino acids. The transcript is spliced from 9 exons. Gene Ontology annotation, cellular component: Ric1-Rgp1 guanyl-nucleotide exchange factor complex; Golgi membrane.
CAUAGGUGGGCGUGGCUACUCGACAACGUCUUUUGACUGGACAGUACUUUCCCUGAGGUGGGACCGGUCGCUGCGGCCUAGGAACUAGGAGGAAGCGGCUGUCUGUCUGGAAUCUCCCGCUCACCGCUCCCGUGAUGAUCGAGGUGGUCGCUAAGCUGGUCCGUGGUCCGGUCUUCUUAGCCGGGGAGGUCCUGGAGUGCGUCGUCACCUUCACCAACCCGCUGUCGGCACUCUCUACCUCUGCCAGUAGUGAGACCCUGGCAUGGGCCAGUGCACAGAUUCACUGCCAGUUCCACGCCAGUGACAGCAGGGUGCAGCUGCCAGCCAGUGAGGAGCCGCGGCAGGAUGUGCAGGCAGAGAAGGAGACGGUCUUCAUCCCUAACAGAGGUGAGAGGGGCCAGUGCAUCCUUUCUACUCCCCCUAAGAUUCUGUUUUGUGACCUGCGUCUGGACCCUGGAGAGACGAAGUCCUAUUCCUACAGUGAGACGCUGCCCAUAACGGCUCCUCCAUCUUUUAGGGGUCAGUCGGUGAAAUAUGUCUACAAGCUGACCAUUGGCUGCCAACGAGUGAACUGCCCCAUCCAGCUGCUGCGGCUGCCCUUCCGUGUCUUGUUACUGCAUGCCCUUCAGGGGUUCCAGCCAUUACAAGACGAUGAAGUUGCUCCUUCGAAUCCUUUCCUGGAUGAUGAUGAACUUUGUAAGAAAGACUCAAGAGUCCUGGAUUCGGCGGUGGAAAUCCUGAUGAACGUGACCUCACGCAGGACCUUACACCAGUACAACAUCAGUAACGCUCGAGGCCGAGUCGGGACUUUCUGCAUUUUUAAGACGGUUUACAAGAUUGGAGAAGACGUCAUCGGCACCUUCAACUUCUCUGACGGGGAAAUCCCCUGUUUACAGUACUCGGUGUCCCUUCAGACGGAGGAGUGUGUUCAGGAGGAGUACCGGCGCUCCCGCGGACAGCCGCUGUCCGUCAGUACCCACGCUCAGCACCAUGAGUCCUGUCUGCACACGGCCAGCAGUCAUUUCAGCCUUCCGGUGCCUCUGGGCUCCUGUCCUGGCUUCAGCACUAAUAUUGUUUCCCUCAAGUGGCGUCUUCACUUUGAGUUUGUGACAGCCCGCGAACCUGUGGAAGCCCCUACUGUUCCGGAGAACCAAGCGGAAAUCAUCACAUGGACAGGGGCCGAGAACAUUGAUGUGGACACCUUUAGCUGGGACUUGCCUAUUAGAGUGUUACCCACCAACCCGUUACUGGCCUCCUAUGUGUCCCCAGUCUCCUCAUCGCACUCCAUCUGUAUCUAACUGGGAGGAGUUGUGUCUGGUUGCGAUUUUAUCUUGUUUUGUGGUUGGUGCGAAAAGCAAAUUUUUCUACAUUUCUAAUGUACUCGUUAUAAUGGACUGUUAGUCUGCUAUGGGGGAGGAGCAGUCCUUUUUUGUCACCCUCCAGUAGGAGGAGCCAGCAGUAUUACCCAUGGCUGUUUUUGGUCUCCCUGUAGCAGAGGAGCUGCCGCCUCAAGAUGGUGCUCUGCAGUGGGCUGUUUUCUGGUGUCGAUGGCAGGACAUGGAGGAGAUGGUGUCUGCAGAUGUAUGAAUCGCUCAGGAAUGGACUCUGAUGUACAAUGGGAAGAGUUUAUUUGGAAGCACAGCAUAAGAAUAUACCUGCCUGGAGGAGCGCAGGGCGUUGGGUGCUCUCAGUGGUCAUACACAGUAUUGGGAUGUAUGUGCCCACCACUGUCUGCAUUUUCUGUCUAUGGGAGAAACAUGCACAGCGGUCACUCUAGACACACAUUAAGUGGUUUUUGGAGACAGAAGGGAAAUGCUGUCAGUAAUGAUGGAGGUUGUCCAUUAGAUUUGUCCAUAACAUGUCAUGAG